Messenger RNA from Peniophora sp. CBMAI 1063, 1659 nucleotides. The record is from the annotation of a GenBank genome assembly. NCBI's taxonomy places the organism in Eukaryota, Fungi, Basidiomycota, Agaricomycetes, Russulales, Peniophoraceae.
AUGUCACCGCCUGUCACGAACCUCCCACAAGCUCUCAUUGAAAAGCCGACCGCGACUGUCACUCGGUUGCGAUCACUCUUCUUGUCUACCCGAGGCUCCGUACUAGAUUUGGAGAACGACCUUGUGAAGGCUAUUUCUUCGUUGUCGACAGCUCUGUGUGUCACCGAGCUAGGAUUGAACGAAGGGCGCGCGUACACAGGUACUCUACAAGUGGGUCAGCCUCUUUGGAAAGCGAUCGUCUCGAGCGAAGUGCUGUUCCUGCUCCUCGAAAACAUCAAGGAUGACAGUUUUGUCAUACAAUCAUCGGUGUGGAUAUCAGACGUGCUAACUUGCGUUGCUGGAUUCCUGUCCAUCUGGCUCGCUCGCGUACUUAGGACAGGAAAUAAAUUACCUGUCCUACCGAUCACUGUCGCUCAACGCAUCAUAUCUGAGAUUGACAUCGCUUCAAAGCCUCUCUGGUCCCGUAUGGCCAUCUUUCUCAAUGAGAAACAGGGCGUACCGGGUACUCCGUAUCGUAUACUUGAGAUGUUGUGCUCUAUCUGUAUCGAUACAGAAAUGUUGCAGGUCUUUUUCAUGAACGACGACAUCAAGGCCCUCUCGCGUAACGAGUUUGUUCCCAUCACAUUCAGCGCGUGGGCGCGUAUCAUGGCAGACGGAGUGGACGACAACUUCAAAAUUCGGCAGACUACCACGCUUCUGAAGGACUACUGGGGCAAUCACGUCCUGGGCGGUGGGAAGCUGCCCAAGAGCGACAAGGCCCCGAAGUUCGAUGCGGCUAUCGCACUUGUCGGUGCACCCACGGUGCUUCGGGCAUGCUGUGCGCAAAUGGCUUCGCCAAUGGCUGUCGACAUGUGGCUUGCAGAUAUUCUUCUUCUGGGAGGGAUAUUCACGACACCAAUCCUCGCCCAGCGAACAGCUCUCCGUGAAGCUUUCUGGGCGAGUCCGAUCUGUCGCACGCUAUUGGAAGCCCUCCAGCGGCAGGUGCAAACCCGAGGUCUCAGCUUGGGCGGUGGCGGCGGGACCUUUGUCCGGAUAUGUAAACUAGCUGGUGAUAUAAUUGACUGGGUGGGUGUAGGUGUUGACCAUGGCAAAUGCGCGGCAGUUCAUGGCCGUGAUUGUCUCGAAGUGCUGAUACGCCUUUCUGUCUUCGGCGUCCACGGCCUCCGGUUCAUAGGCCAAGGCGCCAGCGAUAUAGACAGUCUUCUCGAGAAGAAUGCGACCACAUUGCUCUCCAUCCUCGCAAAGUGGAACUUCUUCAUCGGAGACGAUUCGUCGAUGGAUGGGAGAGGCGAAGACUUCCGACGCGUGCAAGUUCAGAUGCGUACAGCGGCUCGAGACGCGUGGUAUACUACCCUUUUACGACUACGUGCACUAUCGGACACCCUAGGCAAGCGCACCGAUUAUCAGAAUAUUGUCGCAUGCUGGGGAGCUCUUGGUGAGAACCUUUGCCUCAAAGAGGACGCGGAGAAGAUGCGUCAUGAUCAACAAGGUGCUCGCUUGUGUUCAUGGGCAACGUGCCAAUACUACUGCACUCCUGCACCAAACAAACUCUCAACCUGCAAAGGUUGCCGGGAGGCCCGCUAUUGCUCGCGCGAGUGCCAGCUUAGCGAUUGGAAACAGGGCGGACACCGCAUUGUUUGUCGUCGUGUUCGUUCAUGA